UACAACGGAAUAUGCCAUUCAACGAACAUUAUCAGAAUGAUAUAAUGUACAUCACUCAGAUAACGCGUAACGUUCUGAGUUUAAUCGGGGUCUGGCCGCUCCUUAACCGAGAAAGAUCCACCGGCGAGAAAAUCCGCCAAUUUUUAUUGAUCAUAAUUUCCUACGCUCUUCUCUACUGUGUUUUGAUCCCUGGCGUCCUCUUUUGGCUAAUCGAGCAUAGGGCACACAUCAGAAUUCAAACAAUUCCUUUGGUUCUUUACGGCUUCAUGGCCACCAGUAAAUACGGUAAUUUAAUAUACCGAGAGAAACAGAUCAAACGUUGCCUGAAACAUAUCGAGGAGGAUUGGAAAAAUGUGAUGGGCGUGGACACACGAGACACAAUGAUCGAAUCCGCGAAAACUGGGAGGCGCCUGGUCGCACUUUGCGGAGUCUUCAUGUACGGUAGCGGGCUCUCCUUCCGGUCGUUUCUGCAGUUGACCAAACAGAAGAUCGUCACGGCGCAAAACAUCACAAUCAGACCCUUACCUUGCCCGGCUUAUUUCGUUUUCUUCGAUGUACAAAUUAGUCCUGCUUACGAGAUGGUCUUUCUGAUUCAAUUUUUGUCUGGGAUAGUCACCUAUUCCAUAACAGUUGGUGUAUGCGGUCUCGCGGCCGUCUUCGUGAUGCAUGCUUGCAGUCAGUUGAAGAUUCUAGUGGAGUUGAUGAGGAAUCUCGUGGAGGAGAAAUGGAAAGAAAAAGAUGAUGUGGAUAAAAAACUAGCUGAGAUGGUUGAGCAUCAAAUAAGAGUGCGAAAUUUCUUACAAUUAGUAGAACGUACUCUACAACAAGUAUGUUUGAUCGAAUUAUUGGGGUGCACGAUAAUUCUCUGUCUUUUGGGAUAUUGUAUAAUAACGGAAUGGGAAAAUAGCAAUCCGCUAGCUAUAUGCUUCUACUUUAUCUCACUGUCAUCUAUGGUAAUAAACAUGUUUUUAUUUUGUUACACUGGUGAACAGCUUAGUGUACAGGCGGAUAAAGUAGCUAGCACUUCGUGCGAUCUCGAAUGGUAUCGUCUCCCGGAUAAAAAGGCGCGUGAAAUCGUGCUAGUGAUGAUUAUGUCCAACUUACCUACGAAAAUCACCGCUGGAAAAAUCAUGGAUCUGUCGUUCAAGACGUUUGGUGACGUUGUUAAAACAUCUGUGACAUAUUUUAACAUGAUACGGAAUGUCACACACUGAAUAUUCUUAUUUGGACUGACAAAACUACGCAUUGGCAGACGUCGCAUCUUGUGUAUUCGCUACAUAAGUGUAUCAACUACGAAACAUUGGGUGAUGUAUAUAUGUAUAUAUCAUAUGU
Messenger RNA from Harpegnathos saltator (Jerdon's jumping ant), 1332 nucleotides. RefSeq names its product odorant receptor 13a. Gene Ontology annotation, cellular component: plasma membrane. Lineage: Eukaryota; Metazoa; Arthropoda; Insecta; Hymenoptera; Formicidae. Gene Ontology annotation, molecular function: olfactory receptor activity; odorant binding. Gene Ontology annotation, biological process: sensory perception of smell; detection of chemical stimulus involved in sensory perception of smell. The transcript has 5 exons. The record is from RefSeq and is a predicted model, not a curated record. The coding region runs from base 12 to 1214 and encodes 400 amino acids.